UAACCGGACCUUCAUUGGUGGGACACCAAGUGGCACGAAGCUGAAUGACAUGAGAGUUGGGUAUGGAGGCAGCAGGGAGCAGCUCCGGGCAUGCAACAGUGGUGGGCAGUGUUUCAUCAGCGGAGAGCUCCAGGGUGUAUGAUCAGGAGGAGGAAGAAGCUCCAAAGCCUGGGAAAUGGGCACUGCAAAGGAACUGGCUGGCUACUCAUCCUACGCUCACAAGGAUGAUGUCAUUAGAUGUGGCUGACAGCAGCAGCGUGUAUGCAGCUUUCUUAGUUUACUUAGACCUCUUAGAAGCUAGAAACUGGCAUGAAGUGUCCUACAUUGGGUUAGUGGAAUUCCAGCUUGUAUGUCUCCAUGGACGAGAGAGAGAAGUGGCGGAUUUACAAGUAGUGGUGCCAACUCCAGUCCAUGUACCAUUCAGUCAUGAGAGGAUGAGACAGAUCAUGAAGAGAGCGCACACGAUGCAGGAUAAGCCCGAUUCCCCACUGUCCAUCAUGCUAGCUAUAGUUGAAUCAGACUCGACGAUAGUCUACUACAAACUGACAGAUGGUUUUGUAAUGCCGGACCCUCCUGACGAUACUGAAGACAUGGACCAUAAACAGUGGAGGAAGAAAAGAAAGAGAUGUAUGAGACGAUAGGGAUAUGAUACAGCUGUGUGUGCUCCAGGCUGCUUCUACACUAGUCUGAAAAUGUUCAACGAAAAGGCUGAACAUCUGCUUUGAAAAUCCUUGAGAACUGCCAGGACAUUGAAGUGGACCUCUUUGUAAUAAAAAGGGGCAUCCAAAGAGGGCAUUCAAGAAUCUGCCUCCUUUUCAUCAGUUUAGGCUUAAAGGCUGUGUUUUUAGAAGGAAAGCUUUUUGGAACAAAAAGAAAUUCUAACUUCUGUUCCUGAUUCAAUAGGCACCCAAGAAUACUUAAUUUUUAAAUAAAAUAUUGGCUUCUCCUAGUGAA
Hemicordylus capensis (graceful crag lizard) is the source of this 954-nucleotide messenger RNA. RefSeq names its product tRNA splicing endonuclease subunit 15 (gene TSEN15). Gene Ontology annotation, biological process: tRNA splicing, via endonucleolytic cleavage and ligation. NCBI's taxonomy places the organism in Eukaryota, Metazoa, Chordata, Lepidosauria, Squamata, Cordylidae. The coding region runs from base 63 to 641 and encodes 192 amino acids. Gene Ontology annotation, molecular function: nucleic acid binding. The record is from RefSeq and is a predicted model, not a curated record. The transcript has 4 exons.